AUGAAGAAAACGACUAGUAGUUCAACAAUGUCAAAAAAUCAAACUACUCUUGGACAAUUUUGGUCAUCUAAUAAAUCUAAAUUAUCAUCAACAACUAAUAUUAAAAAUCCAUCAGUACCUCAACAUAUUGACGACGAUGAUGAUGAUGAUGAUAUCGAAUUAUUAACUGCUAUGGAACAGUUUGAAAAGAAUAAUUUACCUUCUUCUUCGUCUUCUUCUUCUUAUUCUGUUCCAGCAACUAAACCACCUCCAACAACAACAACAUCUACAUCAAAAUGGCCAAUAACCUAUAAACCAGAACAAAAUUCUAAACAAACACAUCAUGGAUCAGUAUCAGCACCUGUAAAUGUAAAUGAACAUAUGCAUACAUAUCCAGAUUUUGAUCGACAAUCAGGAUCUAUUUGGAUUUAUCCAACAAAUUAUGAAAAACGUGAUUAUCAAUAUAAGAUAGUUAGUGAAGCAUUAUUUCAAAAUACACUUGUCGUUCUACCAACUGGUCUGGGAAAAACAUUUAUAGCAGCUGUUGUUAUGUAUAAUUAUUGUCGUUGGUAUCCAACUGGUAAAAUUAUAUUUACUGCUCCAACUAAACCAUUAGUUGCUCAACAAAUGGAUGCUUGUGCUAAAGUAAUGGGUAUUCGAAAGAGUGAAAUGUGUGAAAUGACUGGUGGAGUUAAUCCAGAAGAACGAAAAAGACUUUGGUUAGAAAAAAGAGUCUUUUUCUUAACACCACAAACAUUAAAUAAUGAUCUUGUUAAAACUACAUGUCCAUGGGCAAAAGUUCGUUGUUUAAUUAUUGAUGAAGCACAUCGAGCACUUGGUCAACAUGCUUAUUGUCAAGUUGUUCAAGAAUUAAGUAGAAAUGGUGAAGAUUAUCGUAUUCUUGCACUUAGUGCAACACCAGGAAAUAAUGUCGAAGCUGUACAAAAUGUUAUUCAAAAUCUUAAAAUAUCUCAUAUUGAAAUGUUUACAGAUGAUUCACCUGAUAUUAAAAAAUAUAGUUUUGAUAAAAUAAUUGAUAAAAUUGUUGUUAGUUCUAAUAAAUUAAUGCAAGAUAUGCGACGAUGUAUUUUAAGUAUACUCCAAAAACCAGUUGAAACACUUGCUAAAUUAGGAGUUGUUUAUCAAAAGAAUCCUGAACAUAUUUCAUGUGGAUCACUUAUUUUAACAAUGAAAAAAGUAACAAAAGAUAAGCCAACGAAUUUAAAUGAUAAACAAUACCAAGAAGCUAAAGGUGCAAUUUUCUUUGCCAUAUCAUUCUUUCAUGCACUUGAUGAAUUAGAAAAACAUGGUUUACAAUCUGUAUAUAAUUUCUUUAAAAAAAAAUUAACUGAAGAUAAAAAAAAUGGUUUAUUACAUGCAACAUUUAAACAUAAUACCGAAUUAAAUGAAAUCUAUACUCAAUUACAAAAUCUAUUUGAUUUAUCACAAGUCAGUACACAACAACGACGUGUAACAAGUGUUCAAGUUGCUCAUCCAAAAUUAGCUAAAUUACGUGAAUGUGUUGUUGAACAUUUUCAAACAUUUGAACGUACAAAAACAAAAGCCGAUGAUCAAACACGUGUUAUUAUAUUUAGUGAAAAACGUGAUAGUGUUAGAGAAAUUACAGAACUUCUUGAACAAGAUCGACCAUUAGUGAAACCAAUGUUAUUUAUUGGACAAGCUUCAUCACAUGGUGCUGGACAGGGUAUCAAUCAAAAAUUACAAAAAAAAGUUGUGACUGAUUUUCGUGCUGGUGGUUAUAAUGUACUUGUAGCAACAUCAAUUGGUGAAGAAGGUUUAGAUAUUGGUAGUGUUGAUUUAAUUAUUUGUUUUGAUGCACUUAAAUCACCUAUUCGACUUGUUCAACGUAUGGGUCGAACAGGACGUGCUCGACAAGGUCGAAUUGUUCUUCUUAUGACUGAAGGUAAAGAAGAACGAACAUAUCAUGAAGGUGAAAUGCAACAAAAACGUAUAUUUAAAUUAAUUAUUGAUGGUGCACGUAUGCUAAAUUUAUAUCCUAAUAAUCUUCGAAUGGUUCCAUCUGAUAUUCAACCUAAGUGUCAAGAAAUGGCAGUUAAAAUGACUGAUGAUACUGAUAUAUCGGAUAGACAAAAUAAAAAAAAAUUUAAAGCAAACGAUACAGAUUUUAAUUCAAUAAUAAAUAAAACUAAACAACAAGAAAAUUUGUUGAAAUUAUUUCGUAAAGAUAAAUUGCUUACUGAUAAUGAAUUUUAUCAUUGGGUAAGAAAUUAUCAAUUAAAUGAUGAUGAUGAUGAUGAUAAUGAAAAAUCAAUAUCUACUAAAGAUCGAUUAAAAUUAAUGAUGAAAACAGUUAUUGAAAAAUGGUCAAAUGAACAACGAGAGAUUCAAAGUCAAACAAUGCAUUCAUCUCGAACGAAAAUAUUAGUAGAUUUUAUGAAGAAUUAUACGAAUGAAAGAAUUUUUGUUGAUAUUCCAAAUAAUACAUGGCCAAUGGAUGAACCAACACCAAUUGAAACAGUUAUUCCUGAACGACCAAAAAUGCCAUCACCAUUUGAUCGUUCAAAAUUAAAAGAACAAAUUAAAACAAAAGUAAUAUGUUCACCACUUGAUCUAUCGAAAUUACCCAACGAAUGUGAUCAAUUAUUAAAUCUUCAACCGAUUGUACAUAAAAAAGAUGAAGAAAUUGAUUGUGGAGAUUUAUUUGGUACUGGUUCAACAUUUGAUAUAACAUGUCCAAAGUUGGAAUCAACUAAUAUUGAAUCCAUAUAUGAUAAUGAUGAUGUUAAUACUGGAAAUUUUAAUAUUACAAUGGAUGAUCUGUUUCCAGCAUCUCAAACAUCUCAUUUAUCACCAACAUUACAGAUAAAUGAUGUUAAAUCUCAACAAAAAAGUCUUUUUGAUGAUGAUGAUGAUGGUAUGGAUGAUGAUGAAUUAUUAGAAGCAUUUAAUCAACAUAUGGAAUCAUCAUCAAAUCAAAUAACAAAUCCAAGUCCUGUAUUAGUACUUACAAAUAGAAUUAAUACACAGCAUCAAGAAAAUAUUCAAGCAGCUGAUAUUACAUUACCGAAAUUUGAUUUAGAAUUUAGUUUCGAAGAUAAUAACAGUAUCAGUACACAACAUCAAGAAAUUAUUCAAACAACUGAUGUGACAUUACCAAAAUUUGACGUAGAAUUUAGUUUCGAUGAUACUAAUACAAUUAAUACACAACGUCAAGAAAAUACUCAAACAGCUGAUGCGACAUUACCGAAAUUUGAUUUAGAAUUUAGUUUCGAUGAUAUUAAUACACAACG
This is a messenger RNA of Adineta steineri, 3251 nucleotides long. Lineage: Eukaryota; Metazoa; Rotifera; Eurotatoria; Adinetida; Adinetidae. The record is from the annotation of a GenBank genome assembly.